AAAGAGUUUUCUAUAAAUCACCCACUGACUAGUUGGUCCUUCCUCAUUAAGUGUUCUGGUCUCAUCAUAAGCUCAGUCUAGAACCAGAGAAAAUUUUCAUUUCUUGAGAGAAAUUCAUUGAGAAGAAAUGGAGGGCAAAGAAGAGGAUGUUAAGUUGGGAGCUAACAAGUUUUCAGAGAGACAACCCAUAGGAACAUCAGCACAAAACACAGAUAAAGAUUACAAGGAACCACCACCAGCACCAUUUUUUGAACCUGGUGAACUAAAAUCAUGGUCAUUCUGGAGAGCAGGAAUUGCAGAGUUCAUGGCUACUUUCCUAUUUCUUUACAUCACUGUUUUGACUGUCAUGGGUGUUGCUGGUAACAAGAAUAAGUGUGCAACUGUUGGUAUCCAAGGUAUUGCUUGGGCUUUUGGUGGUAUGAUCUUUGCUCUUGUUUACUGUACUGCUGGUAUCUCUGGUGGUCACAUCAACCCUGCUGUUACCUUUGGACUUUUAUUGGCAAGGAAAUUGUCUCUAACUAGAGCUGUUUUCUACAUGAUAAUGCAAUGUCUUGGUGCUAUCUGUGGUGCUGGUGUUGUUAAAGGUUUCCAACCAGCAAAUUACCAAAUGAACAAUGGUGGUGCUAACUUUGUUGCUCCUGGGUACACCAAGGGAGAUGGUCUUGGUGCUGAAAUUGUUGGUACUUUUGUUCUUGUCUACACAGUCUUCUCUGCUACUGAUGCUAAGAGAAAUGCUAGAGAUUCUCAUGUCCCUAUUUUGGCACCACUACCAAUUGGAUUUGCAGUGUUCUUGGUACAUUUGGCUACCAUCCCCAUUACUGGAACUGGUAUUAACCCAGCUAGAAGUCUUGGUGCUGCCAUUAUCUACAACAGAGCCCAUGCUUGGGAUGACCAUUGGAUCUUCUGGGUUGGACCAUUCAUUGGAGCUGCCCUUGCAGCAUUGUACCAUGUUAUUGUCAUCAGAGCUAUUCCAUUCAGAACUAAAUCUUAAGAAGAAUGAUUUCAUCUGAAUUCGAAGCUUUGGGGAGUUCAGUACUUUGUGUUCAUUAUUUUGAAGAGGUGCCUUUGUUUCUUUUUAACUAGAGUUUUUAUUUUAGAGGGGAUUUAUAUUAAGAACCUCUGGAUCAAUUUAAUUGUUAUUAUUAUUUGUUAAUUAUCAAGUGUGUAAAUUAUUUUCAUAAUUAUGUUACAUGUCUGGUUUUAUCCUAUUCUGAGCCCCCCAUUGCAAUGAAAAAGCUUUGUU
Molecule: messenger RNA, 1243 nt
Organism: Papaver somniferum (opium poppy)
Lineage: Eukaryota; Viridiplantae; Streptophyta; Magnoliopsida; Ranunculales; Papaveraceae
Product: probable aquaporin PIP1-2
Exons: 4
Coding region: 128-991 (287 amino acids)
Biological process (GO): transmembrane transport; response to water deprivation
Cellular component (GO): vacuole; plasma membrane; plasmodesma
Molecular function (GO): water channel activity
Source: RefSeq, a predicted model, not a curated record